AGGCAGAAAAAGAACGACGCUGCAUCAAUCCCCAAGGAGGUGGAGCCGGCGAAGAAAGGCAGCAGCGUUAGCAGCAGCAGCAGCAGUAGCAGCAUCAAAAACAAUAUCCAGGUGCAAGUCACGCCCGCAGUGAGCCGGGCACCUGUUCCACCUCCUAUUGUACAAGUAAAUGACACACUUCCGGAAAAAGUAAAGGAAAAAGUAAAGGAUAAAGAGAAGAUCCCCAAGCCAGAGGUAGAUAACACCACUUUAGUCUACCGUGGCAUCGUCUUCCAGCUUAACUUUGACCAGACAAUAAGAAAUGAGGAGAAGUUUAAGACCUCACGACAGAAAGACAAUCUGGUUGUGGUGGUUCAGGUCCACAAUCGCCCAGAUUACCUUAAGCUAUUAGUGGACAGUUUGCGGAAAGUUCGAGGUGUGGAGAGCAUACUGCUGAUAUUCAGCCAUGACUUCUGGUCCCCUGAGAUAAAUAAGGUGGUGGCUUCUGUUGACUUCUGUCAAGUCCUUCAGAUUUUCUUCCCCUUCAGCAUCCAGCUGUACCCACAGGAGUUCCCAGGACAUGACCCCAGGGACUGCCCCAGAGACAUUCCCAAAGACGACGCCUUAAACCUGGGAUGUAUCAACGCAGAGUACCCCGACUCAUUCGGUCACUACCGCGAGGCCAAGUUCUCCCAGACCAAGCACCACUGGUGGUGGAAGCUGCACUUUGUAUGGGACAGGGUCCGGGUUCUCAAGGACCACAAGGGUCUGGUCUUGCUGAUCGAAGAGGACCACUACGUGUCUCCGGACUUUAUCCACCUCUUAAAGCUGAUGUCCGCUCUCAAGCGGGAGCAGUGCACAGACUGUGACAUCCUCACACUUGGAAGCUACAGCCACAUUGGCUACUCCAGCAAAGCAAACAAGGUGGAGGUGAAGGCGUGGAAGUCCACUGAGCACAACAUGGGGAUGGCUCUGACCAGAGAGACAUACCAGAAGCUCAUCAAGUGCACUGACACGUUCUGCACUUAUGAUGACUACAACUGGGACUGGUCCUUGCAGCACUUGACCGUGUCCUGCCUGCCCUCUUACUGGAAGGUCAUGGUGAGCGAGGCGCCACGGAUUUUCCACGCCGGCGACUGCGGCAUGCAUCACAAGAAGGCUUCGUGCAUGCCCCUCAGCCAGAAAACCAAGAUAGAAAACAUCCUACAGAGCAGCGCGAACCAGCUGUUCCCAAAGAGCCUCCUGAUCGCUAAGAGACUGCCAGCCAACGGGGUCGGGGGGGUGGCCCCGCACGUGAAAAACGGUGGCUGGGGAGAUAUCAGGGACCAUGAACUCUGCAAGAGUUACGUUCGAUUACAGUGACCUUAAUUGCUACUAAUUAUAUAUUAUUGUCUCUUUUGCAUCCUCUAUAAAGAAAAAAGCCUUUUAAAAGUAAAUCUUUAUGGAAUAUUCUUCAUAUUGCCUGUUUUAUUGGACUGUUCUAAAUAAAGACGAAUGUUGGA
This is a messenger RNA of Hippoglossus stenolepis (Pacific halibut), 1481 nucleotides long. It is a transcript of the gene mgat2, whose product is annotated as alpha-1,6-mannosyl-glycoprotein 2-beta-N-acetylglucosaminyltransferase. NCBI's taxonomy places the organism in Eukaryota, Metazoa, Chordata, Actinopteri, Pleuronectiformes, Pleuronectidae. Gene Ontology annotation, cellular component: Golgi membrane; Golgi stack. The record is from RefSeq and is a predicted model, not a curated record. The annotation marks the transcript as partial. The transcript has a single exon. Gene Ontology annotation, molecular function: alpha-1,6-mannosylglycoprotein 2-beta-N-acetylglucosaminyltransferase activity. Gene Ontology annotation, biological process: protein N-linked glycosylation; oligosaccharide biosynthetic process.